AUGGCCAACAAUGCUGUCGAGCAACCCUGGGACAUUAACUCCCGUCUCGGCCACUUCGUUUCCAAUCCCUCGGAUCUUCGUCGCCUUCUUGGAGUCAAUGAAGGUCUCAUCGUGGGCAGCACCGCUUUCCAGUUCUUCGCCAAAGUUGCUUGGCCCGACUCUACUCUGGAUGUGCUUGUCGAACGCGGACCAGCAGUCUCGGAGAUCUUUGCGUACCUCGUCAAUGAAGGUUAUAAUCAGGAGCAGACCGAAAUAUUCUAUGGAGGAUUACCAGAACAAUUCACGUACAGAAUCACACCCCGGAUCAGAGAUGGAGCCGCCAAUACCAAGAUCAACGUCAUCAACGCUGAGGUCAUGUCCAUCUGGGGCUUCCUGGCAGGACCUGUCUUCUCUACAGCUUCUGCAUGCUUCAUCACAUGGGAUAAAGCCUACUGUUUGUUCCCCGAACACACUUUCAACAAACGCAAGGUGAAAUUUGCUCACGGUCUGGACACAACUUACGACUCAGUCCUUCCUUUACUGCGCGAAUAUGUCCAGAGGGGCUGCUUCCUCGAUGAAAACUCGUUCACGCAGGGACCUGACAUGAUCCAAGAACGUCAAGAAACCAUCGCAGAUCUUCAGGGCUUCCGCAGAAUUGGCGACUCGAAAACCUGGUCUAUCCCACUUGACUGCACUGGAAUCACACCUCUUGAAGUUAACAGCACUGUCAUCGACAAGAACACAUUCCACGUUCGCGCCGAAGAAGGUCGGAGCGGACUUGAAAUCACGAUCCGAACUGGCGCAUUCAAGUGCUGCGUCCUGAAGCACACUUACACCUUCGAUACACGCGAAUAUCCCAACGACGAUUUCCAUGAGUAUCUUCGUUGGGUCCUUUGCCGCAAAGCUGCCAAGCAGAUCCAGGAGCAUGUUGAUGCUGGAACCUUUACUCUCAGCAAGGUCAGCUAUCGCCAGGCUCUCAAGAAGAUGGCCAACGCGACCGAGGAAAACAUGGGAGGAUCAUCAGGCUGCAACGAAAAUUGCCAUCUUCUGGAGUCACGCUCUACUAAAGAUGGUUUCAUCACUCCCGUCGGAUGGAAGUACGCGGACGACUCGAUUCCAGAGAUCUAUGAGGAGUGGUCCAAGCGUGAUCACGGCGCAGUUGAGGUUGAGAUCAAGACAGACGACGCUGGAAACGAGGUCGUAGUAGUCAUGGAGGACAACUGA
Molecule: messenger RNA, 1203 nt
Organism: Aureobasidium melanogenum CBS 110374
Lineage: Eukaryota; Fungi; Ascomycota; Dothideomycetes; Dothideales; Saccotheciaceae
Exons: 2
Coding region: 1-1203 (400 amino acids)
Source: RefSeq, a predicted model, not a curated record